Molecule: messenger RNA, 461 nt
Organism: Drosophila elegans
Lineage: Eukaryota; Metazoa; Arthropoda; Insecta; Diptera; Drosophilidae
Product: peptidoglycan-recognition protein LA-like
Exons: 3
Coding region: 123-461 (112 amino acids)
Source: RefSeq, a predicted model, not a curated record
GCAAGCGGUACAUAAAGCUCCGUACACCGGAAACGAUCGCGUACUUUCUCGGAUUCGAUCACCCACACUUAUAGAGGAUAUAUAUCGCUCAAAUCAUCACUCAAAUCGUAAUAUAAAUAGUCAUGGAUAACAGCAACCCAUCGCCCGAUAAUGCGCUGUGGACACUUCAGGGUCGGGAAAGACCAAGUCCCGCCCAGAGGCUGCACAACCUCACCUCGGCCGCCGCAUCGAACUCAACUGCCGGCCUGCCCCUGCCCCAGAAUAUCUUCACCAACCCAGCCAUCCAGCCGUCCAGCGUUAUCAACCUCAAUCACUCCACCGACGUGGUGAUCGGUCCCAUGACCCAAUACCAGGGACCGGUAUCCAUAUACUAUAUGGACUAUAUGGAGGCACACGCCAUGCAAACGGCGGCAGAUAGCUCCCUUAUAAUGCCGAGUGUUACGAGUGCCAAAAAGUUGUGA